GCAUAUCUCUUAACUGCUUCCUCAUGGUCACACUGAUUUUUGCAGCUUCAGGCCAUUCUGAAACUGCAGUCAUGCUAGAAGUUGUCCUGGAACAAAUCUGAUUAUUCAGUUCCAUUUAGACUUGUAGGGGCUCAGUGAUUUACAGCCGAGGUAAUGGAUAUUUCAUUAGUUCUCUAUAUUUGGAAAAGUAAGAAUUCAAGUCCUUGCUACCUAAAAAAAAUGCACAUUUGAGGGUGCUUGCAAAGGGGAAGGGUCCUGGCAAUCAAAUGCCUAAUUUGGAAGCCUGUCCGAAUAGUUUUGAAAGAGCACAAGGACCUGAUCAGUAGGAUAGUGAGCUAUCACCCAUACUAAAAGACAAAUAACAAAUGCUCUUUCCUCUUUGGAGAUCUGUGGGAAGUUCCUAAGAAUUCUGUCUGCAGUUGCUUUUCCAGAGCUAAUCAAUCCAUUAGCUUGAUGAUUUGAUGUUCACAAUGUGGUUUUCAACAAGUCAAAGUCUGCACUGAUGAAAAACAAGAAGAUAAAUUACUCUAAUCAGCAAAAAGUCAGGAAAUGGUAUCUAUUUGCCUCCCAUACUUACUCUUUGCCCCUUCAUGGAUGCACAUGUUACUUUCCCUCCUGAAUGCUCACCAGAUUUGAUCCUGCUCAGCCUUUUUGAGCUCAGUCAGGUUCUGCCAUCUAGCUGGGCAAACGCAAUAGUCCCCACAUCCCAGAAUCAUGAAGUCACCUAUGGAAACAUACUUGAAAGGCCAAAGGCUACCUUUGAGAUCUGAGCAGAUCUGGUCCUGCAAUAAAGUGGAUCAUAGGAUCUUACCAGGAUCUACUGGCUAUUCCAAUGGAUUUGGGGGAAACCCUGAGUCCAUUUGUUUAUUCCAUGUUUUCCAAGCAACAGCAAGUUCAGGUCAGUUGAGUGAUCUUCUUGUGCCUGAAUCAUUAAGCAGCAGCAAUAUGCAGCUCUUGGAUCGAAUGAACACAAUGUUCUUUUCAUUCAAAAUAAAGCUAAGAUUAUAGUUUUCCACUUGAUCUACUCAAGAAGUGAGAGAAGUUUUAUGUUAAAUAACUAUUGCUCUUAAUAGUCCAUGGUUUUAUUCAUCGAGUAUUCGUACCUUAGGAAAACAUCAUACAGAAGAAAUCAGAAUAUCAAUGAUGCCUUUGUAUUCCCGUAAUGGUUCUUCUGAGAGUCAUUAUUGACUCAGUUCAAUUAUUGACUCAGUUCAAUUCUCUUCUAUUGACUCAGUUCAGUUGUGGUUGCAGGGUUGAAACUGUGCUCUAAUGGCCUUGGUUUCAGGACACUCUUGUGUUUGUCUAAAGCAGCCUUCCUACCUCACAUCUCCAAUAUGAGUUGGGACAUGCUGGCUUACUAAAGCCUGGUCUACUGAUUCAUGAUACGAAAGGGUGUCAUUUGAGAUUUCAUAUGGGGAAAUCACACUCAACAAUCUUCUCUUCAUUCAGAAAACUACCACAGCAAGGAAGGGGCCUGGAUAGAACCUGACCUUUCUGUGUUUUUACUUUCUUUAUCUGAAGUUUUCUUCAUUCAUUUUCUUCAUAUUCAGAAUGGGACCCUCCCAGGCCUCAACAAACCUGGUCUCCAAAAAUCCCCAGUAGAAAACAAAUCCAUCCGACUGAUCUUCCAUAUUGAUCUCCCUGCCGCAGGUUGCAGUCCAUGAGCUGGGACAUGGGAGUUUGGGAGGAAGUCACUUCCUAAUUGGAAAACAAAGUUCAAGAGAUACAGAAAUGAAUCCUUGUUUCCUGCAUUUUGCUGAGCAAUCAGAUCUUUUCCUCCUUCUGAUACACCAUUGCUGGAUUGUAGGCAGAUAUAUGCGAGGGCAAGUAGGUCUUCAGAAGGAAAGGAACAUUCUCUCCACCUGUGGUGGGACUCAGUAUACAAGGUCUUAUAUCUUUUGAAUAUUUCAUCCUCUUAUGAAUUCAUCUCUUUGGAAUCAACUUGUUUUGCCAGGUGAAUUUCCCUCCAUAUGUUAUAGUGGAAGACUUUCAUAACUUUCCCCCCCUCAUCAAGGGCUUUUCACCCCAUUUCAAGUAUUUGCCAAAUAAAUAAAGUUUGUAAGCAAAAUAACGGCUUGUUCAACCCCACCCUUCCCUAGGUUCUAUUUUACAUGAGAAGCACAUACCAAAGCUCCACUUAAAUCUGAUAUUUCCCAAGCAUAAAUACAGUAUAAACCAGAUGCUUUUGAAACCAUUCCUUCUUGUCACCGUGGAAAAGAAUGGUAGGUUGACCUCGGAAAUUACAGUGAUUUCAAUUUGCACAUAGCUGUCAGUCUUAAUGGUUAAAAUUAUUCUUUUGGGUUUUGGAGAUAAUCCAUUAUGUUUUGCAUUGCCAUAUUUAUUUUUCUUUGUUCUGCUGAAUUCUAUGGUGUACUUUCCCCACCAUGACAUUUUGUUGCUGGGUCAGAUAAACAUAAUAGGAACAAGCAACUUUGAGUGGGUGAACUUAGCAUUUGAAAUUUCAUAAUUAAGGUUUUGAAUGGGUAAUAUGAUUUGCUUCAUUUGUCAAGCCAUGCUGCAAAACGUUAAUGCAUAUUCUUUUCUUUUUCUUUUUUCCAGCUGAGCAGAAAUGACAUCAUUUAUGUUGCUCUGUGUGGCAGCAAUUCUGGCUAUUUUUUCCCUACCAUGUCAUGGGGAGGAGGGCAAAUGUUCAGGGGCUCCAGGAAUUCCCGGGACCCCAGGGGCUAAUGGGCUACCUGGAAGAGAUGGACGAGAUGGCAUGAGAGGGGAUCCAGGACCACCAGGCCCUAUGGGACCCCCCAAUGGCUUGCCAGGUGCUCCUGGAAGAGAUGGGCUUCCAGGACCAAGAGGGCUGCAAGGUGAACCAGGAGAGAAAGGAGACCAUGGACCACCUGGGCCAGAAGGCCGUGCUGCUUUUCUUGAUCCAGAAGUGCAGGCAGAGCUCAGAGGUCUGGAGCAAAAGAUCCGGAGACUUGAAGGAGUUCUGGCUUUGAGGGGAAUGUUAAAUAAGGUGGAACACAAAAUAUUUGCUACCAAUGGAAAGACAGUUCGUUUUGAAGCAAUACUCGAAACAUGUCAACUUUUGGGGGGUUCCGUUGCAAAACCCAUGGAUGAAAAGGAGAAUGAUGCUGUUCUGAAAAUUGUGAAAGAGAAUAAUCAAUAUACCUACUUGGGAAUUAAGGAGAGUUCAGUUCCAGGAGUAUUUGAAUAUUUAAAUGGCGCUCCUGUGAAUUAUACCAACUGGCGUCAAUAUGAACCAAAUGGAAAAGGGGCAGAAAAUUGUGUUGAGAUGCAAACUGAUGGAAGCUGGAAUGACAAAAGAUGCAAUCAGUAUCGUCUCAUUAUCUGUGAAUUUUAAAACCUUUUGUCCUUUAACAUUUAAACCAAUGGAAUUGCCAGGGCUUCUGGGAACGGUAGCUCUCUGACUGCACCCAAGAUAUUUUGUUGGAAAGUCUUCAUCAGUCUCAAUCUACUACAAUUCCCAAUGUUCUGAAUGGCAACAUGAGAGUCAAACUGGUAACAAAUGUGAGGACCAGGGUUUUGAUGCUGAUGUGGGUGGGAAGAAUCAAGCAUUCCCAAUUUCUGGAUACUUAAAAGGAAUUAAAAUAUUGAUUUACAGAUGAUUAGGGUUUGAUUGUUCUUCUGAGUUAGAAAUGAUUUAUCUCAAACAUGCUUAAGUCCAACUAAACAACAGAACAGUUUUGUACAAAUGCAAAUUCAGAUAUUCUGAAAAUAAUAUGACCCUUUCUGAUUUUCUGGUGUCUUUCUGAUUAUUCUGGUGUCUUUCAAAAACUAAUGUAACUCUGGACAUGAAUGUCAUAAUUAUCUAUCUAUCUAUCUAUCUAUCUAUCUAUCUAUCUAUCUAUCUAUCUAUCAUCUAAAUAUCUAUCUUAAAAAAAAAUUACUGAGGCCAUUGAAGAAGUUGGCCAAGAGGAAAGGAUUCAGAGGAUAUUACUCUGAUCAAUUUUACA
This is a messenger RNA of Python bivittatus (Burmese python), 3932 nucleotides long. Its product is annotated as pulmonary surfactant-associated protein A. Gene Ontology annotation, biological process: ossification. The record is from RefSeq and is a predicted model, not a curated record. Gene Ontology annotation, molecular function: growth factor activity. NCBI's taxonomy places the organism in Eukaryota, Metazoa, Chordata, Lepidosauria, Squamata, Pythonidae.